AUGGAGUAUCUUUCAGAUUCAGGAUCAGCGUCACCGUCGCCGUCGACCUUCUCGUUGUCGGCGUCUGGCUCCGUCGAGGCGAUUAGUACCCCAGAUACCCAGAGGUCACUCAUUUUCGACGACGAUGUGGCUGCAGAUCCUCUUGACAUCGCGGCCGGGAAUUCUCGAUUUAUCAUGGUUGUCGGCGGACUCGGUUACAUCGGCUCUCACACCGUUCUAGAGCUGCUCAAGGAGAAUUACAACGUUCUCGUUGUCGACGACUUGAGCAACUCGUACGAGAGUGUUCUUCAUCGCAUUAAAGCACUGGCCACCGAGCAUUUCGCAGCGCAAGAUAGGCCCAUGCCCGCUCUCCACUUCCGACAACUCGACUACCGUAGCCCGUGUAUGAGAUCAAUCCUCGCCAGUUACUCAUCCUACUCGAUCCGCAGCAAAGCAGGAGCUUCAACUCCAGCGGGAGAUCUCAUGGGUGUGCUCCCUAGAGGGUUCCCGUUUUCGGCUCUUCACCGAACCGAUUCGGGUAUUGAUAUGGGCACUGAAGAUGCGCAGGAAACCAUACUCAGACGGGAAUCUAGGAUAUCGGGUGUCAUCCAUUUCGCGGCGUAUAAGUCCGUAGAGGAGAGCAUUCGAAUGCCCUUGAAGUAUUACAGCAACAACGUCUGCGGGAUGGUAGACUUCCUUAGUCUGCUCGAAGAAUUUGGAAUCAAGAACUUCGUCUUCUCAUCGUCGGCGACUGUCUACGGAGAGGGUGCAAAUUGCGGCGUUCCUCUGCGUGAAGAGCUCUGCGUUCACCACCACGAAACCUUUCAUGAUGACGAUGGCUUUGAGCACCAGGUAGUCCCGGGCGUUAUGGGGCUUACCUCACCAUAUGGACGAUCCAAAUACAUGUGCGAAUCUAUCCUCGCUGACAUUGCACGGUCGGACCCGUCGUGGUCCAUCACUGCGUUACGAUAUUUCAAUCCCGUUGGAUGCCACGAGUCCGGAAUGCUUGGCGAAGAUCCUCGGCAGAAACCGAGCAACCUAAUUCCAGUUAUUGCCACAGUGCUCACAGGCAUUAAGCCAGUCCUGGACAUUUUCGGUACGGAUUGGAGCACUCCAGAUGGAACGGCCGUCCGGGAUUUCAUCCAUGUGGUUGAUCUUGCUCGAGGGCAUAUCGCUGCUCUAGCAGCAUCCGCCGCAGGCAAAGUCAAAGUCCCAUUCCGAGCGUACAAUCUCGGAACUGGAAGAGGACACACCGUUCGCGAAGUUCUUCAGAGUUUAGAAGAGACAUCAAACCGGAAAAUUCCCGUCCGGGAGGCCGGCCGACGAGCUGGCGAUGUUGGUUUCUGUGUCGCUGAAGUCCGGCGAGCCGAAACCGAGCUAGAGUGGCGAGCCCAGAAGACUCUCAGAGACUGCUCCGUAGACGUGUGGAAUUUCACAAAAGGCCGGUGUGAACCGCAGAUUUCCGACGACAUGAUCUGCUAG
Molecule: messenger RNA, 1461 nt
Organism: Lindgomyces ingoldianus
Lineage: Eukaryota; Fungi; Ascomycota; Dothideomycetes; Pleosporales; Lindgomycetaceae
Product: UDP-glucose 4-epimerase
Exons: 3
Coding region: 1-1461 (486 amino acids)
Biological process (GO): beta-D-galactose catabolic process via UDP-galactose, Leloir pathway
Cellular component (GO): cytosol
Molecular function (GO): UDP-glucose 4-epimerase activity
Source: RefSeq, a predicted model, not a curated record